AUGACGGAUAUUGCGGUACCGGGAAAAGAGGUGUUUUCGGAAAAGAAAAAGAAGAAAAAUAAGGAUGCUGUUUCUUUGGGCACGUUUCAGAAGAUUGGCGAUUUCAAAAUUGAGCCCUCCGAAAGUGUUGGUAAGAUAGAUACAGCUUACUGGCCUUUAUUAUUGAAAAACUUUGACCGUCUCAACGUGCGUACUAACCAUUACACACCUUUACCGUUUGGACAUUCACCGCUUAAGAGACCUAUUUCGGAGUACGUCAAGUCUGGCUUUAUUAACGUUGAUAAACCUAGCAAUCCCAGUUCACACGAAGUUGUGUCUUGGAUAAAACGGAUCUUGAAAGUGGAGAAAACAGGUCACUCAGGCACACUUGAUCCCAAGGUCACGGGUUGCUUAAUCGUAUGCAUUGACAAAGCUACACGUCUUGUAAAAUCUCAACAGAAUGCUGGUAAGGAGUAUGUAGCAGUAUUUAACCUCCAUUCUGCUGUGGAGAGUAUUAAAAAAGUAACACAAGGCUUGGAGAAGCUUCGGGGUGCACUGUUCCAGAGACCUCCACUUAUAUCAGCUGUUAAACGUCAACUUCGUGUGCGUACUGUAUAUGACAGUAAAUUAUUAGCCUAUGAUGAAGAAAAAAAUGUUGGAGUUUUUUGGGUUAGUUGUGAGGCUGGUUCCUACAUCCGUACAAUGUGUGUUCAUUUGGGUCUCAUGCUUGGUGUUGGUGGUCAGAUGAUCGAGCUUAGACGUGUAAGAUCAGGUAUACAGGGUGAAAAGGAAGGCAUGGUUACUAUGCAUGAUAUCUUAGAUGCCCAAUGGGCUUAUGAAAACCAUAAAGAUGAAACUUAUCUCCGCCGGGUUAUAAAUCCUUUAGAAGGCCUAUUAAUUGCUCACAAGAGGAUUUUUAUUAAAGAUAGUGCAGUCAAUGCAGUAUGCUAUGGUGCUAAGGUGUUACUGCCUGGUAUUUUGAGAUAUGAAGAUGGGAUAGAAAUAGAUCAAGAGAUUGUCAUUGUAACAACAAAAGGAGAAGCUGUAGCCCUUGCCAUUGCUCUGAUGACAACAUCCACAAUAGCAUCAUGUGAUCAUGGUGUUGCAGCUAAACUUAAACGUGUUAUCAUGGAAAGAGAUACUUAUCCAAGAAAAUGGGGCUUAGGUCCUAAAGCGUCACACAAGAAAAUGCUCAUUCAGCAAGGCAAGCUUGAUAAACAUGGAAAACCCAAUGAAAACACUCCUAAAGAGUUUCUUAACAGUUAUGUGAGUUAUGAUAAAAAAGAAAAUGGUAGUGCAGAUGUCGAGGAUGAUGGAAGUAGAAAACGUACAGCAAGUACGGCUGAAAUAGUUAACCAAGAUGACUCUAUGGAAGCUAAAGCUGAAAAGAAAAAGAAAAAAAAGAAGAAGGAUUUAGAGAGCACCGUUGAUGCUGACACAACAGUUGAUGCAGACACAACUGUAGAACAGGCAGAUGGAGAUGCAGGUGAAGAAUCUAGCAAAAAACAAAAGAAGAAAAAGAAGAAGAAGGAAAAAGAACAAGAGAGGGAGGAAGAAUGA
Pieris macdunnoughi is the source of this 1539-nucleotide messenger RNA. The record is from the annotation of a GenBank genome assembly. Lineage: Eukaryota; Metazoa; Arthropoda; Insecta; Lepidoptera; Pieridae.